GUGAAGCUUCGAAUCGAACUCCUGGUAGCGGACACGAAUGCAAAGAAUCGACUUCUUCCGUUUAGAACUGUAAAUCAACGCAAGUCAAGAUGAGUGCUUUCGACAAUCUAGACGUCGAACAGGCCUUCCCCCCCAUCCAGGAUGAUCCGUUCGGAUGUUCCUCGAACGAUCGAUCGCCGCUGGAUUCCCAAGACUGUCCCGGAGCAAAAAUUAUCGAAGACGAUCCCUUCUCGUCGUUCAACGUGACCGCGGCACUGAAGAUCACGAAUAACCCUUUUCUCCUAGACGACGUUGACGAGGGGUGUGCUCCCUUCACCGCGACGCUUCCUCAAACAGAGACUCUGAGUGAAGGAGAGCAUAGCAUAGGGAUUGAGGAGGCGCCGUGGCCAGGAAACAACACGGUCGACUCGACCGCAAAUAUCAGUCGUGACUCCGCUUCAGUAGAUAGUUCCGCUGCUUCGGCGAAUACAGUACCCGAUUCCGGCGGCGAAGUGGAAUUCAAUGGGUCCUCAACAUCGUCCGGUGGGACCGAGCCCAAGACUGCCCUCGACAGCGAUAGCGGCAACCUGACAGUCGAUGUCAAUGAGAGCGCUCAACAGGAAAAUUUGGUUUACGGGCUCAUGGAUUCGGCCAAUGACGGAGCGCUCGGUUCACCAGCUCCGUCGAACGUUCCGAUCCCCACAAUCAUGCUGACCGAGCCCACCAUCGUCUCGGAAAAGUCGAGCUGCCUCGAAGAUAUGCACCACAGUACGUCAGCCGGGGAAGGUCAUUCCAGGCUUCUAGAGUCGACCGAGGGUGAAACUUCUCACGACUCGAGUCACUCGAAUAUCGCAUCCAUCAGCACGACCGACAGCACUGAAACUACUCAGGCUCCGACCCAAGCGCACGACUUCUUCGUUAGCUCGGAGAGCGAUCACGACCGGGAAAAUGGAGGAAUCGCAGGCGAAGAUGAUAUCAAAUGCGAGCUCGUCGAGGCGAUCCCUUCCGAGGGCUCGAGCACGAGUUCGCUCUCUCAGCCAAAGCAAGAUCGAGUUUUUACGUCGUCGCCCAUCAAUCCCCGAAUCAUCAACGUGGAAGAAGAGGUGGCCAGCGACCCUCUCGCGUCGUGGAGACGGGAAUAUCAGGAACGCAUUGCUUCCAAGGAUGAGAAGGAGAAGAAGGACAUCGAGGACUUGCGAGCGCAGGCUAAGAGCGAUCUGGACAACUGGUACAGCGAUCGCAAAUCGAAGAUCGAUGCUCAGCAGAGUCUGCGUCCGAAGGAUCCCGAACCACCGAACCCCGAAGAAGUCAAGAAGGAGAGCGUCUGGCGAAGGAUGUCAAGGUUGGCACUCGACCUACAGCAGACGUCGAAAAAUGGCGGGAAACGAAGAGACCUUUCUAGGAUGAAGAAAUUAAUGCAGAUGUUAGCUCUGAAAGCCCCCCUCCCUAGUCAACAACCUUGAAAUCGAUCGCGAACUCACGAUUUUACGCUCAAAGAAAAACUUGACGGAUAAUCUAAUUGUUGCGUCGCGUUCAAUUACUUCUGGUGGACGGAUAGCACGUCCUUGAUAAACCAAAUCGAGAGCCGUCUAUUCCUGUAGAAUGAAGGCUCCUCAAGCACGGGCGCCCUGACGAGGGAGAUUCCGCCGUUCGAAAGCGCGAGACACGGGGUAUCUUAUCCAAUAAACAAUACAAACCCUG
Molecule: messenger RNA, 1680 nt
Organism: Galendromus occidentalis (western predatory mite)
Lineage: Eukaryota; Metazoa; Arthropoda; Arachnida; Mesostigmata; Phytoseiidae
Exons: 9
Coding region: 90-1442 (450 amino acids)
Biological process (GO): intracellular protein transport; vesicle-mediated transport
Cellular component (GO): clathrin coat of coated pit; clathrin coat of trans-Golgi network vesicle
Molecular function (GO): structural molecule activity
Source: RefSeq, a predicted model, not a curated record